Arachis ipaensis is the source of this 1200-nucleotide messenger RNA. NCBI's taxonomy places the organism in Eukaryota, Viridiplantae, Streptophyta, Magnoliopsida, Fabales, Fabaceae. The record is from RefSeq and is a predicted model, not a curated record.
AUGGGUCAAGAAUUUUCUCAUGAAGGGGUUAAUAGCGAGCAUACAUCAUAUGAUCAAUAUGAGCAGGAGGAAGAAAAAUAUGAGGAAGUUGACGUGGAUUAUAUGGAUGAGGACGACACAAAUGUGGAACCAAUGUUCGAUUAUCACAGCUUCGAUGAAGGAUAUGCAAGGACAAGAGGCUUUAGUGCUCGGAAGAACAGGACUAGGAAGAGUCGUGCGGGCGCACUUAAGUUGAAGAAUUUUGUAUGUCAUCGUGAAGGAUUUAGACCACAAAAUAAUUACGGCAUUGGAAACCUUAAGAGAAAACCUACACCCGAGACAAGGUGUGGCUACAGUGCAAUGAUGGAGAUUCGUGUAGAUGACCUAGUAGUCAUUGCUUUGAAGUAUCUAGAAUAUCAAGCAACAAAUGACCCUUCUCUCUAUUUUAAUCAUCACAUGAAUGCCGAUGGUACUUUGCGCAAUUUAUUCUGGUGCGAUGGUCUCAGUAGGGCAGACUACUCAUUAUUUGACAAUGUGCUGGCUUUUGAUGCUACCUAUAAGAGGAAUAAAUAUAUAUGUCCACUGGUAGUAUUUUCUGGUGUCAAUCAUCACAAUCAAACAAUUAUCUUUGCUGCUGCUUUAAUUUGUGAUGAGGAAAAAGACACAUAUAGGUGGUUGCUACAACAACAGAAGGUGGCAAUGAAUGGGAAAGCACCUGUUUCGGUGAUUACGGAUGGUGAUCUAUCAAUGAAGAUCGCCAUUGAAAAAAAGUUUCCUAAUGCACAUCAUAGAUUAUGUGCAUGGCAUCUGAUUCGCAAUGCAACAAGUAACAUUGGCAAGCCCCAGUUUACCUCCAUGUUUAAAAAGUGUAUGCUAGGCGACUAUGAAAUUGAUGUAUUUCGUCAAAAGUGGUUUGAAAUGAUUGAGGGAUUUGGUGUCGAAAACAAGAAUUGGGUCCUAGAUAUGUAUAAAAAAAGACAUUCAUGGGCAACUGCACAUAUAAGAGGGAAGUUUUUUGCUGGUUUUCGGACUACUUCUCAGUGCGAGGGAUUAAACUCGAUCAUUGCAAAGUAUGUCAACUCAAGAUAUAAAGGAGUUACCAAGGUCAUUAGUCUUGCCUCGGUGGACCAAGACUGCCAAAGUAGGUUUACAAAAUGUGGCCGGGCUUCAUUGGAAUUCUUUGAUGCUAAGUCAAUACGGUUGUUUGAUGGAUUGGUUUAG